GGGUGACCAGCGAAGCAUACGGCACGCGGGAGGGUGCACCGACUCCACAAAGAUCGUCGCCCUCCGGUAGCACACACAUCGACGCAGACAGCUGGCUGGCCAGCAGCAGCAGAAGCAGCAUGGACCGCCGGUGGCGCAGUGGUUCCUGGAUUGCGUGGUUCGCCCUGGCCACCGCUGUUGGAGGCGCCGGCAGGGCAGACGGACUCGCGCGCUUCGCGCAUCGGAGAAGCGACGCCAUGGACAUUGCGCUGAGGCAGAUCAACCUCUCCCUUCUCUACACACUAGCCUGCGAUACAGCCGUGAGCAGUGAAGUCCAAGUCAAGAGGUUUCAGUGCCUGCUCAACAACAUCGAUCCGGCGGACAAAGUGGUGGUGCUCGGUUGCCAGUACAACGUGGGCGGCACCAUGGACGCUGCCACGUUCCUCACCGCAUUGUGCUGAAAACAAGCUGCCGUGCACAAAGCUGAGAGCGUGCAUGGCUUCAGAAAGGUCGAAGAACAUGCGACCGCAGAAGCCUCCGACCCUUCCGGAGGCCGAGAACCCGAUCCAGGCCGGUGUGUCUGGACCAGAACAGGCCGGCAUGGUUGUGCCCGAGGGGACAACGAGCACGGCCGCACCGUCGACGAGUGGUCCGACGGCGGCGCCUCCCGAAGAGGUCUCGACCGUGUCGGUUGUCGCGGCGACUCCUUCGACGUCACCGGCACCGCCGUCAGAAGGAGCGGAUCCGCCUGCGGUUAAGCCUGGCGACGACGAAGGCAGCCGCGAGGACGAGCCGUCCUUUCCCGUGGUCACUACAGCGGAGUCGAAGCCACCGCCGGAGCCGACGCCGGCACCCGUCGAAGUCCAGCCUCCGCCGGACGACCCGCUGCCAGCGACGCCCGAGGAAGUACCGGGUGGAGAUGAGAUGAGCUUCUACCCGUGCCUGUGCGCACGCAAGGCCAAGUACCGAGGCCUGCUCUGGAAGCCACGCAUGAACAGCCGCCGAACGAGGGCCAUCACGUGGAAGGACUACAACUUCAUCUUUCCACUCAGCGUCGUCAGGGAAUGUCUCGUUGCAAGCUACUAGAGACGGCAGCCUACCAACAUCCAGCGCAACUUCUGCUGACGCAGAAUGGAACUGCUUCCAAGCAAAGAGCA
Rhipicephalus sanguineus (brown dog tick) is the source of this 1136-nucleotide messenger RNA. RefSeq lists its product as uncharacterized. The transcript is spliced from 7 exons. Bases 475 to 1065 code for a protein of 196 amino acids. The record is from RefSeq and is a predicted model, not a curated record. Lineage: Eukaryota; Metazoa; Arthropoda; Arachnida; Ixodida; Ixodidae.